GGCAACCCCGCCUUCCACCGCCCUCUGCUCUAGGUCAAGCCGGGCCGUGAAGGAAGGAGAACGGAAAGGGGGAUCCUCCCUCCGGGGUAGCCCGACACUGCCGGUGUGGCGACUGGAGCUGCAGCGGUCAUCACCGCCCCCCCGCUCGCCUGGCCAAUCAGCGGCGCGGGUACAAAUAUGCAAAUGAUGCGCCGGUGCUGCUGGAGUGCCGCUCGCAGGGGCUGGUGGGGUCGCGCUGGGGGAGUGAACUGGGCCAAUCAGGCGGGUGCGUGGCGGCGCGGGGGAGGCGGUGCCCCUGCACUCCUCCCUCCUCUCCAGGCCCCGCGCUGACAGGGGGGCCUGGCCGCGCCGCGGGAUUCUACAUUUGAUGACAUAUUAUCUAGAGCAAUAAUGAACAAUGGCCUGUUUUGGAUUAGUUGAUGACCUUCGGUAAUGAUCUAAUAAUAUCUACCACAGAGAAGCUAAAUAUACUCUAUUCAGAGUGAACAACCCAGAUUGUUACUGACUUUUAAAGAUGACAGAUCCAAUGAUGGACUUUUUUGAUGAUGCCAACCUUUUUGGUGAGACCUUAGAAGGUUUAUCAGAUGAUGCAUUUGUACAACCAGGACCUGUUUCACUAGUUGAUGAAUUGAACUUGGGUGCAGAGUUUGAACCUUUGCAUAUAGACUCACUGAACCAUGUUCAUGGUACACCAACACAUCAGAAGAUGACUGAUUUUGAACAGUUAAAUCAAUUUGAUACAAUGAAAUUUCACCAAGUUAAUCAGUCUUUUGGUAGCCCAGCUGAACAUGUGUUAUCACCACACUCUCAGUUUAAUUGUUCUCCUAUCCAUCCCCMAAACCAGCCCAAUGGUUUGUUUCCAGAUGUGGCAGAUGGCAGUCCGAUGUGGGGUCAUCAGACAGCUACUAACAUUUCUAAUCAAAAUGGAUCUCCUUUUCACCAACAAGGACAUUCGCAUUCUAUGCAUCAAAAUAAAAGCUUUGUGGCACACCAUGACUUUGCCUUAUUUCAGGCCAAUGAACAACAAACACAGUGUACUUCACUGCGCUCACAACAAAACAGAAAUACUCUUACCCCAGGGCAAAAUUCUCUUAGCCAGUCUAAAAAUUUUAUGGAUGUUAAUGUUCCUGGUCCUCAUAGAGUCAGUGUUAACCACCCAUCACAAAUUACUAAUGCAUCUACUUCACAACAGUCUCUUUCGAUGCAGUUUUCUCAAACAUCAAAUCCUUCAGUACACUUCCUCAAGUGUAACAAUCAUCAAGAAGGAAAUUUUAAUGGACCUUCUCCAAAUAUGACUUCUUGUUCUGUCAGUAAUUCUCAGCAGUUUUCUUCACAUUAUUCCUUUUCUAGUAAUCAUAUUUCACCCAACAGUCUCCUUCAGUCCUCUGCAGUUCUUGCACCCAAUCAUGCAAAUCAGACUUUAUCUGAUUUUACUGGAAGUAAUUCCUUUUCACCUCAUAGGGGAAUCAAGCAGGAAUCUACUCAGCAUAUCCUAAACCCCAAUGCAUCAUUGAAUUCAAAUAAUUUCCAAAUGUUGCAUUCAUCACAUCCUCAGGGUAAUUAUAGCAAUUCAAAAUUAUCUCCUGUGCAUAUGAACUUUCCAGAUCCUGUUGACUCAGGAACUCAAAUGGGCCAUUUCAGUGAUCAUGUAGAAACCAAUGGCUUUUCAUCUUUAGAAGACAAUUUACUUCAUCAAGUGGAGUCUCAAUCUGAGCCAUUCACAGGACUUGACCCAGAGGACCUCCUUCAGGAGGGUCUGCUUCCGCAAUUUGAUGAGUCAACAUUUGGACAAGAUAAUUCAAAUCAUGUUUUAGAUCAUGACCUUGAUCGACACUUUACUUCACAUAUUGUAGCUCGGCCUUCUGAUAUGGCUCAAACUCAGUUGCAAUGUCAGGCUCGGAGUUGGCAUUCAUCAUUUUCUAAUCAUCAGCAUUUACACGACAGAAAUCGCCUGUGUUUACAACGACAGCCUCCAUCUUCCAAGAAGAAUGAUGGUUCUGGGACAUAUACUAAGUUGCAGAAUACCCAGGUGAGGGUCAUGUCUGAGAAGAAGCAGAGAAAAAAGGUGGAAUCAGAAAGCAAGCAAGAAAAGGCUAAUCGUAUAAUAUCAGAGGCCAUAGCAAAAGCAAAGGAGCGCGGGGAACGCAAUAUUCCACGAGUAAUGAGCCCUGAAAACUUUCCUAGUGCUUCAGUUGAAGGCAAAGAGGAAAAGAAAGGUAGAAGGACAAAAUCCAAGCCAAAGGACAAAGACAACAAAAAAACAAAAACUUGUUCUAAGUUAAAAGAGAAGACAAAAAUUGGAAAACUCAUUAUUACAUUGGGUAAGAAACAGAAAAGAAAAAAUGAAUCUUCAGAUGAAAUAUCUGAUGCAGAGCAUAUGCCACCACAUACAUUCAAAGAUCAAGACUCUCAAAAAAGAAGAUCAAAUAGACAAAUUAAAAGAAAAAAAUAUGCAGAAGAUGCAGAAGGGAAACAAUCUGAAGAAGAGCUUAAAGGCUCUUUGAAAAUAAAAAAGAAUUCAGCUCCUUUACCUGGUGAACAGCCUUUACAAUUAUUUGUGGAGAACCCAAGUGAAGAAGAUGCUGCAAUUGUAGACAAAAUACUGUCUUCUAGAAUAGUAAAGAAGGAAAUAUCACCUGGAGUGAUCAUUGAUACAGAAGAAUUUUUUGUAAAAUACAAGAAUUACUCCUAUCUUCACUGUGAAUGGGCCACAGAAGAGCAGCUUUUGAAAGAUAAAAGGAUUCAGCAGAAAAUUAAACGAUUCAAACUGAGACAAGCACAAAGAGCACAUUUUUUUGCAGAUAUGGAAGAAGAACCAUUUAACCCAGACUAUGUUGAAGUAGACAGAGUAUUAGAAGUCUCUUUUUGUGAAGAUAAGGAUACYGGUGAGCCUGUUAUUUACUACCUAGUAAAGUGGUGCUCAUUGCCAUAUGAAGAUAGUACAUGGGAACUAAAGGAAGAUGUAGAUCUGGCAAAAAUAGAAGAGUUUGAACAACUACAAGCUUUGAGGCCUGACACAAGACAUUUGGACCGUCCGCCCUCUAAUAUUUGGAAGAAAAUAGAUCAAUCCAGGGACUAUAAAAAUGGCAAUCAACUCAGGGAAUAUCAACUGGAAGGACUCAACUGGCUCUUGUUCAAUUGGUACAACAGACGAAACUGCAUUUUAGCAGAUGAAAUGGGUCUUGGCAAAACCAUUCAAUCAAUUACAUUCCUCUACGAAAUCCUUCUGACUGGUAUAAGAGGACCCUUCCUGAUUAUUGCACCACUUUCUACCAUUGCAAACUGGGAGAGAGAAUUUCGUACAUGGACUGAUAUUAAUGUUGUGGUUUAUCAUGGAAGCCUGAUUAGCAGACAGAUGAUACAGCAAUAUGAGAUGUACUUCAGGGACUCACAGGGGCGCAUCAUUCGAGGAGCAUACAGAUUCCAAGCUAUCAUCACCACUUUUGAAAUGAUUCUUGGAGGCUGUGGAGAGCUUAAUGCAAUUGAAUGGCGAUGUGUAAUUAUUGAUGAAGCACACAGGUUAAAAAAUAAAAACUGUAAACUCCUAGAAGGUCUGAAGCUCAUGAAUCUGGAACACAAGGUGCUUUUGACUGGCACUCCUCUCCAAAAUACAGUUGAAGAACUUUUCAGUCUUCUUCACUUUCUUGAACCCUUAAGGUUUCCUUCUGAAUCAACAUUUAUGCAAGAAUUUGGAGAUCUGAAAACAGAGGAACAGGUGCAAAAACUUCAAGCUAUCCUGAAACCAAUGAUGUUGAGACGAUUAAAAGAAGAUGUUGAAAAGAAAUUGGCACCUAAGGAAGAAACUAUCAUUGAAGUAGAACUUACCAACAUUCAAAAAAAAUACUACCGGGCUAUUUUGGAGAAGAAUUUUUCAUUUUUGUCUAAAGGAGCAGGACAGACUAAUGUACCUAACUUGGUCAACACCAUGAUGGAACUUAGAAAAUGCUGUAAUCAUCCAUAUCUUAUCAAAGGUGCUGAGGAGAAAAUACUUGGAGAAUUUAGAGAUACAUAUAAUCCAGCUGCUACUGAUUUUCAUCUUCAAGCAAUGAUUCAGUCAGCUGGUAAAUUGGUCCUUAUUGAUAAAUUGCUUCCCAAAAUGAAAGCAGGAGGUCAUAAAGUGCUCAUAUUCUCUCAGAUGGUACGCUGCCUUGAUAUUCUGGAGGACUAUCUUAUACAUAAAAGAUAUUUAUAUGAGCGAAUCGAUGGAAGAGUCAGAGGGAAUCUUCGACAAGCUGCUAUAGAUCGAUUUAGUAAACCUGAUUCAGAUCGAUUUGUUUUUCUUCUGUGUACCCGAGCUGGUGGGUUGGGCAUUAAUUUAACUGCAGCUGAUACAUGUAUAAUUUUUGAUUCUGAUUGGAACCCUCAAAAUGACCUUCAGGCCCAAGCUCGUUGCCACAGAAUUGGUCAGAACAAAGCAGUUAAAGUCUACAGAUUAGUUACUCGUAAUUCAUAUGAGAGAGAAAUGUUUGACCGAGCCAGUCUGAAAUUGGGCCUAGAUAAAGCUGUGUUACAGAGCAUGAGUGGAAGAGAAAGUAAUGUUGGUGGUAUUCAACAGCUUUCUAAAAAGGAAAUAGAAGACCUGCUUCGAAGAGGUGCUUAUGGUGCCAUUAUGGAAGAAGAAGAUGAAGGCUCUAAAUUCUGUGAAGAGGAUAUAGAUCAGAUUUUACUGCGUCGUACAAAAACAAUUACAAUUGAAUCAGAAGGACGUGGGUCAACAUUUGCCAAGGCAAGUUUUGUGGCAUCUGGAAACCGGACAGAUAUUUCCUUAGAUGAUCCCAAUUUCUGGCAAAAAUGGGCUAAAAAAGCAGAAAUAGAUAUUGAUGCCAUCAGUGGCAGAAACAGCUUGGUUAUUGACACUCCAAGAAUUAGGAAACAAACAAGACCCUUUAGUGCCACAAAAGAUGAAUUGGCUGAAUUAUCUGAAGCUGAAAGUGAAGGAGAUGAAAAACCCAAACUACGGAGACCCUGUGAUCGUUCCAAUGGCUAUGGAAGAACUGAAUGCUUCAGAGUAGAGAAAAACUUGCUAGUUUAUGGGUGGGGCCGAUGGAGAGAGAUUCUGUCUCAUGGACGUUUUAAAAGGCAGUUAAAUGAGCAUGAUGUAGAAAUAAUUUGUCGAGCUCUCUUGGCAUAUUGCCUUGUUCACUACCGAGGAGAUGAGAAAAUUAAAGGUUUCAUAUGGGAUCUUAUUACUCCAACUGAAGAUGGGCAGACACGAGAGUUACAAAAUCAUCUAGGYCUAUCAGCUCCUGUACCCAGGGGUCGAAAAGGGAAAAAAGUGAAGACUCAGACAAGUUCAUUCGAUAUACAAAAAGCAGAAUGGCUUCGAAAAUAUAAUCCUGAGCAACUACUUCAAGAUGAAGGCUACAAAAAACAUAUAAAACACCACUGUAAUAAGGUUUUGCUUCGUGUAAGAAUGCUAUAUUAUCUAAAGCAAGAAGUCAUUGGUAAUGAGUGUCAGAAAGUAUUUGAUGGAGUAGAUGCAAGUGAUAUUGAUGUUUGGGUACCAGAACCAGACCAUUCAGAAGUUCCUGCUGAGUGGUGGGACUUUGACGCUGAUAAGUCUCUCCUUAUAGGGGUUUUUAAACAUGGAUAUGAAAAAUAUAACACUAUCCGAGCAGACCCAGCAUUAUGCUUCUUGGAAAGAGUGGGAAAACCUGAUGAUAAAGCAGUUGCUGCUGAACAGAGAGCCAAUGAUUUUAUGGAUGGGGAUGUGGAAGAUCCAGAAUACAAGCCUGCCCCAGCCAUCUUUAAAGAUGAUAUAGAGGAUGAUGUUUCCUCACCCGGAGAUCUUGUUAUAGCAGAUGGAGAUGGUCAACUGAUGGAGGGUGAUAAAAUUUAUUGGCCUACUCAGUCAGCUUUAACCACACGGUUGAGACGACUCAUCACUGCAUAUCAGCGUACUAAUAAAAACAGACAAAUCCAGCAGAUACAACCAACCUUCUCAGUGCCUGCCAGUGUAAUGCAUCCUAUUUAUGAUGAAGCCACUCUUAAUCCUAAAAUGGCAGCCAAGAUAGAAAGACAACAGAGAUGGACCAGAAGAGAAGAAGCUGACUUUUAUCGAGUUGUAUCUACAUUUGGAGUUGUUUUUGACCCUGAUCGAGGCCAAUUUGAUUGGACAAAAUUUAGAGCUAUGGCUAGGUUACAUAAGAAAACUGAUGAAAGUUUGGAGAAAUAUUUGUAUGCAUUCAUGUCCAUGUGUCGGAGGGUUUGUCGUCUACCUUCCAAAGAAGAAUUGGUAGAUCCAAAUAUUUUCAUCCAACCAAUCACAGAAGAACGGGCUUCUAGGACUUUGUAUCGCAUUGAACUUCUAAGGAAAGUACGCGAGCAGGCCCUUCGACAUCCACAGUUGUUUGAACGCUUGAAGCUUUGCCAUCCAAAUCCAGACUUGCCAGUCUGGUGGGAAUGUGGCCCUCAUGAUAGAGAUUUGCUUAUUGGCGCUGCUAAACAUGGGGUCAGCCGAACAGAUUAUCAUAUUCUUCGUGAUCCUGAGCUCUCAUUUAUGGCAGCUCAAAGGAACUACAGUCAAAGUAAGAUGACUCAUUCAAGGACGUCUACCCCACUUUUACAGCAAUACCAAGUAGCACUUUCUGCUUCUCCUCUUACCUCUUUACCUAGGCUUCUAGAUGCUAAAGGUAUUAUUCUAGAGGAUAUGAAAGUUAAAAGUGAAACCCUUAAAGAAGAGCCUCAGUCUUCUGAAGAAGAAUCUAUGUCUUCUGUGGAAACCAGGACACUAAUAAAGUCUGAGCCUGUAAGUCCAAAGAAUGGUGUUUUAUCACAGGCUACUGGAGACCAGAAAUCUGGUGGAAAAGUUGAAACAGACAGACGCAUGGUUGCAGCCAGAACAGAACCCCUAACUCCAAACCCAGCUUCUAAGAAACAGAGAGUCCACAAAAGAGGAUCAGAAUCUAGUUCUGAUUCUGACUCUGAUUCUGAGAGAUCAUCCUGUUCUUCCAGAUCAUCAUCUUCUUCGUCUUCCUCCUCUUCUUGUUCCCAUUCUCGAUCAGGCUCUAGUUCUUCUUCAUCCUCAUCAUGUUCGUCAGCAUCAUCUUCAUCUUCCUCCUCUUCUUCCUCCUCCUCAUCCUCUUCAUCUUCAUCAGAAGAAAGUGACAGUGAAGAAGAGGAAGUCCAAAAGCGAGAAAGUACCCCUCACAUGAAAGCCUAUGAUGAAGAAAGUGUUGCAUCACUGAGCACUACCCAGGAUGAGACCCAGGAUAGUUUCCAAAUAAACAAUGGGACACCAGAAUCUGCUUACUUCUUACAGGGUGGAUACAUGCUGGCAGCUUCAUAUUGGCCAAAGGAUCGUGUGAUGAUCAACCGGCUGGACAGUAUUUGUCAAACAGUUCUGAAAGGGAAGUGGCCUUCUGCUAGAAGAAGUUAUGAUGCUAACACAGUGGCUUCUUUCUAUACCACAAAACUACUGGACAGCCCCGGAGCAGCUGCAGAAUAUAGCGAGCCCAGUGUUCCCACUCCCCCAGGUGCUGGUGUCAAAGAAGAACAUGAUCAGUCAACACAGAUGUCAAAGGAAGGUGGUUUAAAGUUGACAUUUCAGAAGCAAGGGCUUGCCCAAAAAAGACCAUUUGAUAGUGAAGAUGGUGCUCUGGGGCAGCAGCAGUACCUGACUCGACUUCGGGAACUUCAAAGUGCGUCAGAGACAAGCCUCGUCAAUUUUCCAAAAUCUAUGCCUGUAUCAGGUACUUCCAUUCAAUCAACAAUUGGUGCCAAUGGAGUGAUAUUAGACAACCAACCUGUAGUCAAAAAAAGACGAGGAAGGAGGAAGAAUGUAGAAGGUGUUGACAUCCUCUUUUUUAACAGAAAUAAACCACCUAAUCAUGUUACUUUAGGUUUAACCACCUCACAGAUUUCCACAGGGAUAAAUCCAACACUAUCCUAUACUCAACCUCAAGGAAUUCCUGAUACAGAAAGUCCAGUUCCAGUUAUUAAUCUUAAAGAUGGGACAAGACUUGCAGGAGAUGAUGCACCGAAGAGAAAGGAUUUAGAAAAAUGGCUUAAGGAGCACCCAGGUUAUGUGGAAGACUUAGGAGCUUUUAUUCCUAGAGUGCAGCUUCAUGAGGGAAGACCCAAACAAAAAAGGCAUCGUUGCAGAAACCCCAAUAAACUUGAUGUUAAUACUCUCACUGGAGAAGAACGCGUCCAGCUGAUUAACAGAAGAAAUGCCAGAAAGGUUGGAGGUGCAUUUGCUCCCCCUUUGAAAGACUUAUGUAGAUUCCUAAAAGAAAAUUCAGAAUAUGGAGUAGCUCCUGAAUGGGGAGAUGUUGUUAAGCAAUCUGGGUUUCUUCCAGAAAGUAUGUAUGAACGUAUUCUUACUGGUCCAGUGGUGAGAGAGGAAGUAAGCAGGCGAGGGAGACGCCCUAAAAGUGGAAUUGCAAAGGCCACAGCAGCAACAGCUGCAACUGCCACCAAUGUUUCAGGCAAUCCUUUGUUAACGAAUGGAUUACUUCCAGGUGUGGAUCUCACAACUCUUCAGGCCUUACAACAAAAUCUACAGAACUUGCAAUCACUGCAAGUAACUGCAGGGCUAAUGGGAAUGCCUGCUGGCCUUUCUUCUGGAGGAGAAGCUAAAAACAUGGCUGCUAUGUUCCCCAUGCUGCUAUCAGGAAUGGCGGGAUUACCAAAUCUGUUGGGCAUGGGAGGACUCCUUACAAAGCCUGCAGAUUCUGGGGCAGAAGAGAAAAAGGGAAAUGACUCUAAGGAGCAAGAAGGAAAAAAAGAAAGGACAGAGAGCCAAAGUUCAGAGAAUGGUGGGGAAAACUCUGUGUCAAGUUCUCCUUCAACUUCCUCAACUGCUGCAUUAAAUACAGCUGCAGCUGCCAACCCGUUAGCUCUUAACCCACUAUUACUAUCUAAUAUACUUUAUCCAGGGAUGCUUCUCACUCCAGGCCUUAAUCUUCAUAUUCCAACUUUGUCCCAGUCCAAUACUUUUGAUGUACAGAAAAGCAAAAACAGUGACUUAGGCUCAUCUAAGUCUGUAGAAGUAAAGGAAGAAGAUUCCAGAGGUAAAGAUCAGGAAGACAAACGGGGAACUGAACCAAGUCCUCUCAAUGAAAACAGCACAGAUGAUGGUUCAGAGAAAGCUGAUGCUUCAUCUGGAUCUGAUAGUACAUCAUCAUCAUCCGAGGAUUCAGAUUCUAGUAAUGAAGACUGAUUCCCAGACUCUGCACUUAAAUUAUGAACUAAUUUUGAGUUUUUUCUUUAAUUGUAAAUAUCCCAGUGUUGAGUGCAUCAAUAACUUACUGACCGAACAUUUCAGUUAUUUGUUUAGAAGUGCAAACUGCUUUCAGAGACGUUUUGCAUGUAAUAUUUCUUAAGAUUCAUAAGUUUCUGAACUCGUAUGUACUAUCAAAUACAUAAACGUAUAAAACUACAACAAAAGGCAUUAUAAUUUUGUUGGGGGUUAAUUUUAUGAAAAUUAUGCUCAAUAAGAGUUGUAUAUUUAAUAUAUUUGCAGUGAACACAGAAUACUUUAUGCAUAUUACUGAUUUAAUUUGAAUAUAGUUUUACAGCCUCCUUGACACCUAUAAUUUACAGAUCAAAACUCAGCAAUAAUUUGGGCAGCUAAUGAAUGUCAUGAAAGCUGUAGAAUCUACAUCACCAUCCAUUGCUUUAAUUACAUGAAAAUGCUCUAGUGUUGUGAUGCACUGCUGAUGUUUCCAAUUCAGGUACAAGUAUGUUUAAAGAAGAAAUAAGUUUCCCAAUUAGCCAAUUUAACUGGCUACCUGUUACCUCAGCUGAGUUAGUUUAGGAAGUUUACAUUCGUUUCUAAUUCUGUACUUGUUUUCAGGGGUUUUUUAAACACAUCCUAUAUAUCAUGUUAAUCUGACAAGGAAUAUGACUUGCUUUUUGCUGAGCUUAACUUGGAAAUCAGUAAAAUAAGUCAUAAAAUAAUCCUGUGUCAUGUGAUUUUGGCACCCUAUAGACAUAGAUUUAACUUUUCAAAGUUUGGCCUCCUAUUAGAAAUAAUUAUGUCUCAGAUGAGUAAUGUCUGUUUCCAGGGUUCAGAAAAAGCAGACUCAUGAAAUGCCACUGAAAAGAACUUUCAACACAGCAUACUUCAUGUAAAAGAAAAUGUUUGUUUGCUUUAUUUGUGUAGAUUUCUUUUUGUGUUUUAUGUCAUGGAAAUAUUCCGAAAUAGCAGAUAAUAGUGGUAAAGUAAUAAUGCAGAUAGCCUAAGUUCAUUUUAAGUUUGUAGGUGUAAGCAGACUAAAUAUUGCCCAGAAUCAGUGUUGGGUUAUCAGUUUAUAUUAAAUAUACUGAGCUGCCCAUUUUGCAAGCGCACUUUGAAUAAUCUCAAAAAGAUGUACAAGUUAUACCUAUGAACCACAAAAAUGAAGCCCAAGGCUUUUGUUCAAUUUCUUAGAAUCCUUUACCAUGUAAAAUUUGUCUGAUAUUUAAUUUGUGAUUCAAUUUUUCCUACUAAAGCUGCUAUUAUUCUGACAAGGUAGAGGUCCAGGUUCACCUUCAUAUACAUUGUAAACAAUUAGAACUGAAUUGAACAUAAAAAUAUUUACAUCCUAAGGAGAGAGAAAUGUUUGCAUUUUUUUGGUACCCAAAUAAGUCAGUAAUAAAGUUUGUAAGGGUAUAAAUAAAGGGAAGGGGAGUACCCCAGUUCUCUCCUACAGAAAAAAAAAAAAACUUACUAUUUUGAUAGAACUGUUGUUUUGUCAUGAAGUAAGCAAUUGUAUUAGGUUUUCCAAGACCUUUACCAGUAAAUUAUGUUUCUGUAUGUAAAAUAACUAACCCCUUAUUAGAGAGACAGUGUUAUAUGUAUUUACAAAAUUAUAUAAGUUCCAUUGGGAUUAUAUUGAUUUUUGUAUUUUCCCAAAAUAGUUCUUUGAAUUGAUAGUCCUUUAUGCAAUGUCUUAGCAAUAGUCACUCUUAUGCCCAUCCAGGAGAAGUGGGUAGUAAUUCUUCAUCAUGGAAAUGCUAUAUUACAUAUUUAGUAUCUUCCCUUUGCAGUAUUGCACUUUUGUUUAACUAGAAUACACCUUUGAGAUAGCCAAAGUUUUUCAAACACAAUUAACUUAGUUUGCCAGUGGAGUAUUUCAACACCAUCCAUAUUUCCCUUCCCUCCUCUAGUUCUACCCACAUGAUCUUUAUUCCUUUCUUUCCCCAGAUUAAAAAAAGGAACAAAUCCCUAGAUCUUGUCAACUAAAACCUAAUUUAUAUCAAAUCUAUGAGAUAAAGUAUUUUCCUAAUUAUGGUCAAAUGAAUUUGAUUAACAUCUUAGUGAUUCUCUUUGUAUGUAAUAAGGCAAUUACAGUUUUCACAGCAUUAAAGCUAAUGUUAACUUUAACAUUCUCUUGGGUUUCAGGACAUUUCUAUGUAAUAUUGAUUGGGGGGGGGGAGUUCUCCAGCUAUCAGCUAAGGAAAAAAAACACAUGCAAAUAUGAUUGUGUUAAGUUAAGGGUUAUAAGGAAAAAAUCAGUAGAAUUACAUAAUACUAAAGUUGCAGUUGAAAGGAUAUCCAAGUAUGUGUUGGUAGUUACUAAAGAAGUAUAGCUGGUAUUGCCUUGUAUUUAUAGCCCUUGUUUCAGGUUUCAUGAUUCAAGUCUUAGUCCAAGUUUUCUUUUGGACAUUUGCAAUAUUUACCAGUUGUGUUUUGUGUAGUCUGAAUUUGCUUUCUGUAGUUGAGCAAACGUCUUAAAAAGUCAUUUGUAAUUUAUUAAAUUACUUUCUAUGAUGUUCUAUAGAGCAAAUGGAAGUUUAAUUAUUUUUUAUUAAACAUAUUCUUUGACUACCCAUGA
Molecule: messenger RNA, 11762 nt
Organism: Urocitellus parryii (Arctic ground squirrel)
Lineage: Eukaryota; Metazoa; Chordata; Mammalia; Rodentia; Sciuridae
Source: RefSeq, a predicted model, not a curated record